UUAGUAGGCACCCCCUGGAUAUCCACAGUUCGCAUAUGCGUAUCGUGCUUCUGCUACAUACCAGUUGGUUCCGGCCGUCACUUGGUUGGAAUGGUGGUACUAGUUCUCGAACACUCUAGCAGUGUGGGACUUUCUUCGAUACAAGCUAACAUACGUCAUAAAUCAUCUAAAUAAAAAGUUGCGCGUCUUCAGUCUGGAAGGCUUUCCGCAGUUGCCUCUUGGCGCUGGGCCGCACCGACACCCAAAUCUUUGAACUGCCCCCCCCCCGUGUGCCCUCAAGUCUGUCUGGAAGAUAUUGGCAUUCCUCCCGUAGGAAGUCGAGGAUACCCGUUGUUAUCAUAGCUCUGUCCGUAUCGCAACGCCACCCAUGGAUGAAGUAGUGCCAGGAUUAUGGAUAGGCAACCUCCCAAGUGCACUAGAUGUCCAAGGCCUGAAGGAGAAAAAUAUAUUCAGUGUCGUCACGGCUAUGCGAGGCAAGGUCACCAUCCACGCCACAUUCAAUAAGUACCAGAUCAACAUCGACGACAGUUCAGACGAGGACGUCCUCGUGCAUUUCCUGCCAUCAAUAUCGUUCAUUCAAAAAGAGCUCGACAAGGGUCAUGGUGUCCUCGUUCACUGCCAGGCUGGCAUCAGUCGGAGUGCCACGAUCGUCACUGCCUUCCUCAUGUAUUCUCGCAAAUUGGAUGCGGCGACAGCACUGGAAAUGAUCAGAAAGGUCAGACCGAACGUGGAGCCAAACGAAGGGUUCUUGCAUCAGCUGGAGAUCUUCCACCAGGCGUCCUACAAAUUUACUAGUAAAGACAAGUCGAUUAGAAUGUUCUACAUGGAAAGAACACUGGAAGAGAUCAUGAAUGGUGAUGGUACUCUUCCAUCGGACAAUAUGUUCGCAAGGCGCCCGUGUUCGCCGACUGAUUCAUCUCCAAAUACACCGGUGAUUGCCCCUCAUCGACGCAUACGAUGCAAAAUGUGCAGGCAAGAACUUGCGACUCGCGAGCAUAUGCUCGAUCAUGGCCAGCUUGGCCCUCCGACACCGGCGCUCCCGUCUCUCACUCCUGCCAGCUCGCGAAGAGCUUCGAACGCCAAUGACCAGCUCGCUCAGCGUGGAUCUGUCUCUCGCAGACCUUCGAAUGCCAAUGACCAACUCGUCCCACGUGGAUCUAUCUCCCGCCAACCCUCCGGAAGUCUCAACGUCUCUAUAUCUCGUCCGCAAGCUCGAAUGAGCUCAUUCUCGCACGAUGGUCGCCCAGCCCUUCUCUCAUCACUUGGUAGUCGCUCUCUUCUCGAGUCACUCUCCAUGUCCGCACUCGAGACAGAAGACGACGCUGACUCUGGGAGUGAAAGGCCAGACGCUAACAACCGGGUCUCACGUCCACCGUCUCGUCGCCCGUCAGGCGGUGACGGGAGGGCUAGUGCCACGCCAUUAUCUAUGGAUAAUAUUGGUCGUGACUUGUCGGAUGCACUAAACGCAGCUUCUGCUCCUACCGAUGCUGUAGAACAAGAAUUAGGGGAAGUACCACGGACGUUAUCCCCUGUUUCUGAAGUGCGACGUGGUGAAGGAGAUUCGGAAUCUGAUAAGCCGAGGUGCGAAAGCCAGGUACCAGGCUCCGACAUCCAAUAUGCGAGCCCGGCAGAUCUUGCCGCUCAUCUAUACGCCAAUCCCAAGCUCGCUGCCUUGAGAGCGCCACCUUCGCUCGCGAUGACAACUAUCACGGGGUGCGCAACCAAGCAAAAUCCUAGCCCUCCGAUUCUCAUGAAUCCCAAAUGUUCGGGGUACUUUGUCGAACCGAUGAAGUGGAUGGAACCGUUACUCGAAAAUGGAGAUUUGGCUGGUAAAAUCAUAUGUCCUAACCCACGUUGUGGUGCCAAACUAGGAAAUUACGACUGGGCAGGGGUACAUUGUGGUUGCAACCAGUGGGUGACGCCGGGCUUCUGCAUACAUAGAUCCAAGGUCGAUGAGUUUGUUGUUUGAUGUCAAUAUUGCAACUGCAUUGUGUGGAGUUAUGAUUUGGUAAUACUUGAACCUGACAUCCAGCUCAUUACGUUUGUUUAGAGUUAUGUAAUACCAAUUUAUUCGCUUGUUUCUUGGAGAUUUCUGAUUUGGAACUGAGA
Messenger RNA from Pisolithus orientalis, 2109 nucleotides. RefSeq lists its product as uncharacterized. Gene Ontology annotation, cellular component: nucleus. The coding region runs from base 368 to 1969 and encodes 533 amino acids. The record is from RefSeq and is a predicted model, not a curated record. The transcript has 10 exons. Lineage: Eukaryota; Fungi; Basidiomycota; Agaricomycetes; Boletales; Pisolithaceae. Gene Ontology annotation, molecular function: protein tyrosine/serine/threonine phosphatase activity. Gene Ontology annotation, biological process: protein dephosphorylation.